This is a messenger RNA of Cotesia glomerata, 1638 nucleotides long. RefSeq names its product post-GPI attachment to proteins factor 2-like. Gene Ontology annotation, biological process: GPI anchor biosynthetic process. The transcript has 4 exons. The record is from RefSeq and is a predicted model, not a curated record. The coding region runs from base 611 to 1390 and encodes 259 amino acids. Gene Ontology annotation, cellular component: endoplasmic reticulum membrane; Golgi membrane. NCBI's taxonomy places the organism in Eukaryota, Metazoa, Arthropoda, Insecta, Hymenoptera, Braconidae.
AAAGUGAAAAAAAAAUUAACACUGACCUUAAAAUGAUUUUCGUAAUGUUUUUUAAUUUUAAAACGAGUUAAAUGUUUAUGUCAUCGGUAACUCAUAUAAAAGUACGUCAAAAGCGCAAUGAGUUGUUAUUUAAAUAAUAAUAAAUAUUUUUAAUACUCAAAAAUUACUCAGUAAGUUGUGAUGUGCAAAGACUAUUUAUGAGUAAUCUUUAAUAUUCUAAUAAAUAUUUAUGGUUGUCAAUUUAACCUCAAUCAUAGUUAAAGUUCUACAAAAAAAAAAAAAAAAAUUACUAACAUAAUAAUUAAUUAGUGAAUCACAACACUUGUGUACAUUUUUUCUGUCUGUGAUCAUAAAGAGUAUUAAAAGUUUAUUUAUAAUUUGUUUUGAUAACCAUGAGUCCAUCGGCUGUCAUGUUAUCAACAAUUUACUAAAUCUUCAUUAAGGAAUUUAUUAAUGUCUGCUGAUAAGACAUUAAUUCAUGUGAUGACGACACGGUAUUCAUUCGGAGUAGGUUAGAAAAGAGAAAAGUUCAUUUAUCAUAAUAAAUAAAAAUUUUAUGUAUUUAAUUUAAUUAUUAUUAAAAAAACAAUUAUUUUAUUAAUAAAUAAUCAUGAAUAGAAUGCGCUUAAAUUCGGAUUAUAUUCCGCUGAUUGAUGAAGAAGCACCGCGUUAUCGAAUAGUCAUUCCGUUUAAAAAAUUAGCAUGGUUCACGGUCGCUCUACCAUUUUUCGGAUUUAUUUUCUGUAUUGUGUGGUCUGUUACUUAUAAUUUUGAACAUGCUACUUCAACUCACUGCAAUGUAUACAACGUUUUGCCGUCGAUAUCUGCGGCUAUUGGUCACUAUGAACCGCAGAGAGAUGUUUGGAAAACAGCAAUUGCUAUCCAAGCAGUUAUUAGAGCUUUAAUAUUUGUUAUGUACUAUUAUUAUUAUCAACAAACUACGUACAGAUGGGCACAAGGAGUUGUUAACAUUGCGCUGUUUAGUUAUGCUGUUGAAAAUAUUUCAUUGGUUACACUGAGCUUCUGGACUUCUAAUCAAAACUACGCUUUCCACAAAUUAUCCUUCAUCACAUUUUUAUUAAUGUCCUUCGUGCAUAUGAUGGUAGCAACUUAUAUAUGCAAAAACUGCCGAAGUACACCUCGAGAUGCCUCAGAAUUAAAAUCAAGUGUCUUAAAAGUUCGAGCUAUGCUUCUGAACGUCAUAUCAAUUUUAUCAGCUUGUUAUUUCUUCUGGAGGCACAAUCGAUACUGCGAACCUUUUGUUUACUCAAUGUUCGCUUUCUCAGAAUACAUGGUAGUUAUGACCAACAUGCUGUUCCAUUUAACAGCAGCAUGGGAUUUUGCUGAAAGGAGGCUAUUAAUAUCUACCAGAGGUCUGAGAGUUGUUUGAGUAAUAAGUAAAUAUUUAUAAAAUAAAUAUAUUGUACAAUGUACAUAUGUAAGUACUAUUACUGGUGAUUAACGCGUAGUAUAUUUUCAUACUAUCCGUGAUUAUUCUGCUCACAAUCAAAUAUCACCGAUGACUUUUGUCAAUACAACGAAUAAUUAGUGUAAUUUUUAUCAGUCAAUUGGGAAUAGUUAUUAAUUGUAGAGUAAAAAAAAAUUAUAUCUGUAAAAUAAAGUGUAUAUAUUAUUUUA